Histoplasma mississippiense is the source of this 1452-nucleotide messenger RNA. RefSeq lists its product as hypothetical. The transcript is spliced from 3 exons. Lineage: Eukaryota; Fungi; Ascomycota; Eurotiomycetes; Onygenales; Ajellomycetaceae. The record is from RefSeq and is a predicted model, not a curated record. The coding region runs from base 1 to 1452 and encodes 483 amino acids.
AUGCAAUUGAGCAUCAUUUUCACCGCAGUUUUUGCGGCGACCAUCUCCCCGGCUUUGGCAUUCUGGCGUCUGCCAUGUCGGGGCCGUCUAGGCGUUGCCCGCCUCGAUCCGCUGGUCAAUCCCGGCGCCGUCUCUUCUCACGCACACGUUAUCCACGGUGCUGGCAACUUCGGAAAGAGUGUCACCGUCGAUGAACUGUUGGCGUCUGACUGCACUUCCUGUGCAGUCAAACAGGAUAAAUCCAUUUAUUGGACUCCGGCAACCUACUUCAGACACUCCAAUGGAGACACAGAGCUGGUUCCCCAAGUUGGGGGCAUGCUUGUCUACUAUCUGCAACGCGGAGAAAACGUGCAGGCCUUCCCAAAAGGUUUCCGUAUGCUGGCCGGAGACCCUUUCCAACGCAAUUUUACCUGGCCAGUUCCGGACCCCCCCAAGUCAUCCUGGAGUGGUCCUGAAACAUCGCAGUUUGCCCUCUCCCAAAAAGCCAUUGGGUUUAACUGCCUGAACUACCACGCGACGCCAGAGCCUACCCUCUUCCGUCACACUCUGCCGAAAAAAAGUGAAAUCGACGCCAAUUGCCCUGAUGGCCUCCGCAUGGAGAUGAUGUUCCCAUCCUGCUGGAACGGCAAGGAUCUCGACAGUCCAGACCACAAAUCCCACAUGGCCUACCCCAAUCUGGUCGAAGACGGUGUCUGCCCCAAGGGCUUUGAGACCCGCGUCGUAUCGCUCCUUUUCGAGACCAUCUGGGACACCGCCAAAUUCAAGGGCGUCGAGGGUGAAUUCGUUCUCGCCAACGGCGACCCUCAGGGAAGUGGCUACCAUGCCGAUUUCAUUGAAGCCUGGGAGCCCGGCUUCCUCAGCAAAGCUGUGAAAACCUGCACAAAUCUCUCCGGCCGUGUCGAAGAUUGCCCCCUGUUCGAUCUUCAAUCCCAGGCGGACCAGAACAAAUGCAAGCUCAAGAUGCCCUCCGAACUCGAAAAUGAAGACUGCUCGUUCGUCAAAGGCGGCCUUCCAGGAGCCGUUGAGAUUCUUGCUGGCCCUGCCUACGCCAAGAUUCCCAAAGUCAAGAUCCCCGAAAUCCAAAUCCCCGAGGUCAACGCUCCAGACAACAAAGCAGCCGCCGGCCCAGCACCAGCACCACCACCACCCCCUCCGCCUCCUCCCCCUCCGCCUCCAUCGCCAGCUCCACCAGCCCCCUCUCCUCCUCCCCCCGUCAAACACACCACAGCCCCAGCUCCAGCCCCUGGGCAAUUCUUCGCCCCAGAAGAGUACGGAAAUGCCACCCCCAUCUCCACGAGCACUUACACCGAGGGCAACGUCGUUUACGAGAUUGUCAUCAUGGAAGAGAAGGUUACGACUACUAUUGAACUUCCUGCCGGUGCCACAUCGCCUGCUGGAGCCAAGGUUGUUCGAAAGGUCCAUAAGCGUCAUGGGCACGGACAUUUGCAUUAG